AUGGCUCUUGAUCUGAGCCUCCUGGUUAUUUCUCAAGAUAACCUUCUGAGGCCAGGCUGGUGGCAGAACAAACAUAGAGAAAGAAGGUUGCAUUUCAUUGACCGAUGGAUUCCUGUGUUGUCUUUUGCAGUUUUCAGUGAAGACCUACACUCCAGCCUCUACUUUGUCAAUGCAUCUCUGCAAGAGGUAGUGUUUGCCAGCACCACGGGGACUCUGGUGCCCUGCCCCGCUGCAGGCAUCCCUCCUGUGACUCUCAGAUGGUACCUAGCCACGGGCGAGGAGAUCUACGAUGUCCCCGGGAUCCGCCACGUCCACCCCAACGGCACUCUCCAAAUUUUCCCCUUCCCUCCUUCAAGCUUCAGUACCUUAAUCCAUGAUAAUACUUAUUAUUGCACAGCUGAAAAUCCUUCAGGGAAAAUUAGAAGUCAGGAUGUCCACAUCAAGGCUGUUUUACGGGAGCCCUAUACAGUCCGUGUGGAGGACCAGAAAACCAUGAGAGGCAAUGUCGCAGUCUUCAAGUGCAUUAUCCCCUCCUCGGUGGAGGCGUACAUCACUGUCGUCUCAUGGGAGAAAGACACUGUUUCACUUGUCUCAGGAUCUAGAUUUCUCAUCACAUCCACUGGAGCCUUGUAUAUUAAAGAUGUACAGAACGAAGACGGAUUGUAUAACUACCGCUGUGUCACGCGGCACAGAUACACUGGAGAGACGAGACAGAGCAACAGCGCCAGACUCUUUGUAUCAGACCCGGCGAACUCAGCCCCGUCCAUCCUGGAUGGGUUUGAUCAUCGCAAAGCCAUGGCAGGGCAGCGGGUGGAGCUGCCCUGCAAAGCGCUUGGGCACCCCGAGCCAGAUUACCGCUGGCUAAAGGACAACAUGCCCCUGGAGCUUUCAGGGAGGUUCCAGAAGACCGUGACGGGGCUGCUCAUCGAGAACACUCGCCCCUUGGACUCAGGCAGCUAUGUGUGUGAAGUGUCCAACAGAUACGGAACUGCUAAGGUGAUAGGCCGCCUGUACGUGAAACAGCCACUGAAAGCUACCAUCAGUCCCCGGAAGGUUAAAAGCAGCGUGGGGAGCCAGGUUUCCCUGUCCUGCAGCGUGACAGGAUCUGAGGACCAGGAACUCUCCUGGUACCGCAAUGGCGAAAUCCUCAACCCUGGAAAAAAUGUGAGGAUCACAGGGAUCAACCACGAAAACCUUAUAAUGGAUCACAUGGUCAAAAGUGACGGGGGCGCGUACCAGUGCUUUGUGCGCAAGGAUAAGCUGUCCGCUCAAGACUAUGUGCAGGUGGUCCUUGAAGAUGGAACUCCCAAAAUUAUUUCUGCCUUCAGUGAGAAGGUGGUGAGUCCAGCAGAGCCGGUUUCCCUCAUGUGCAACGUGAAGGGGACGCCUCUGCCCACCAUCACGUGGACGCUGGACGACGACCCAAUCCUGAAGGGUGGCGGCCACCGCAUAAGCCAGAUGAUCACGUCGGAGGGGAACGUGGUCAGCUACCUGAACAUCUCCAGCUCCCAGGUGCGGGACGGGGGCGUCUACCGCUGCACGGCCAACAACUCGGCGGGAGUCGUCCUGUACCAGGCUCGAAUAAACGUAAGAGGGCCUGCAAGCAUCCGACCAAUGAAAAAUAUCACGGCGAUAGCAGGGCGGGACACGUACAUCCACUGUCGAGUCAUUGGCUACCCGUAUUACUCCAUCAAAUGGUACAAGAACUCUAACCUGCUUCCUUUUAACCACCGCCAAGUGGCAUUUGAGAACAACGGGACCCUCAAGCUCUCCGACGUGCAGAAGGAAGUGGACGAGGGGGAGUACACGUGCAACGUGCUGGUGCAGCCGCAGCUGUCCACCAGCCAGAGCGUCCACGUCACGGUGAAAGGUAAGCCGUGCUCCCCGUCUCCGCACACCCCACUCUGCAGACCAAGUUCCAUUUUGCUGCCACCUUCCCUUUAUUUUGUUUGUGAUUCUUGCUCAAAUAAAUUUUAUUCCAAAGAAACACCCCUGAGUGUUAUGCCGGGGAAGAUCAAGAACCCCGCUUUGCUGAACAAGCCGGGCCCUUUUGGUUUUUCAGUCCCCGCGAUGAUAACGUCCUACCCGAACACCACCCUGGCCACCCAGGGUCAAAAGAAGGAGAUGAGCUGCACAGCCCACGGCGAGAAGCCCAUCAUCGUGCGCUGGGAGAAGGAGGACCGCAUCAUCAACCCCGAAAUGGCCCGGUACCUCGUGUCCACCAAGGAGGCGGGAGAGGAGGUGAUUUCUACUCUGCAGAUUUUGCCAACCGUGAGAGAAGAUUCCGGUUUCUUCUCCUGCCAUGCUAUCAAUUCUUACGGGGAGGACCGUGGAAUAAUUCAGCUCACAGUGCAAGAGCCCCCCGACCCUCCCGAAAUCGAGAUCAAAGAUGUCAAAGCACGCACAAUCACGCUCAGGUGGACCAUGGGGUUCGACGGAAACAGCCCCAUCACGGGCUACGACAUUGAAUGCAAAAAUAAAUCAGACUCCUGGGAUUCUGCUCAGAGAACCAAAGAUGUUUCCCCUCAGCUGAACUCGGCCACCAUCAUUGAUAUCCACCCUUCCUCCACCUACAGCAUCCGCAUGUACGCCAAGAACCGGAUCGGCAAGAGCGAGCCCAGCAACGAGCUCACCAUCACAGCGGACGAGGCAGCUCCUGAUGGGCCACCUCAGGAAGUUCACCUGGAGCCCAUAUCGUCUCAGAGCAUCCGGGUCACCUGGAAGGCUCCCAAGAAACAUUUGCAAAAUGGGAUCAUCCGUGGCUACCAAAUAGGUUACCGAGAGUACAGCACCGGGGGCAACUUCCAGUUCAACAUCAUCAGCAUCGACACCACUGGGGACAGUGAGGUCUACACCCUGGACAACCUGAAUAAGUUCACCCAGUACGGCCUGGUGGUCCAGGCCUGCAACCGGGCCGGCACGGGACCUUCUUCUCAGGAAAUUAUCACCACCACCCUCGAGGACGUGCCCAGUUACCCCCCUGAAAAUGUCCAAGCCAUAGCAACGUCACCAGAGAGCAUAUCAAUAUCCUGGUCCACGCUGUCCAAGGAAGCCUUGAACGGAAUUCUCCAGGGGUUCCGGGUCAUUUACUGGGCCAACCUCAUGGACGGAGAGCUGGGCGAGAUUAAGAACGUCACCACCACGCAGCCCUCCCUGGAGCUGGACGGGCUGGAGAAAUACACCAACUACAGCAUUCAGGUGCUGGCCUUCACCCGCGCGGGAGACGGAGUCAGGAGCGAGCAGAUCUUCACCCGGACCAAAGAGGAUGUUCCAGGUCCGCCCGCGGGCGUCAAGGCAGCCGCAGCCUCCGCCUCCAUGGUCUUCGUGUCCUGGCUGCCCCCGCUCAAGCUGAACGGCGUCAUCCGGAAGUACACUGUGUUCUGCUCCCACCCCUACCCCACAGUGAUCAGCGAAUUUGAAGCCUCCCCUGACUCAUUUUCCUACAGAAUCCCUAACCUGAGUCGGAACCGCCAGUACAGCGUCUGGGUGGUGGCCGUGACGUCAGCCGGAAGAGGCAACAGCAGUGAAAUCAUCACGGUGGAGCCACUAGCCAAAGCUCCUGCCCGAAUCCUGACCUUCAGUGGGACGGUGACCACUCCGUGGAUGAAGGACAUUGUCUUGCCUUGUAAAGCUGUCGGGGACCCUUCACCUGCCGUGAAAUGGAUGAAAGACAGUAACGGGACACCCAGUCUGGUAACGAUUGAUGGGCGACGGAGCAUCUUUAGCAAUGGGAGCUUCAUUAUCCGCACGGUGAAAGCGGAAGACUCCGGCUACUACAGCUGCAUCGCCAAUAACAACUGGGGAUCCGAUGAAAUCAUUUUAAAUUUGCAAGUACAAGUGCCGCCAGAUCAGCCUCGACUCACGGUGUCCAAAACCACGUCUUCCUCCAUCACCCUUUCCUGGCUCCCUGGAGACAAUGGGGGAAGUUCUAUCAGAGGGUACAUUCUGCAGUACUCGGAGGACAACAGCGAGCAGUGGGGGAGCUUCCCCAUCAGCCCCAGCGAGCGUUCCUACCGCUUAGAAAACCUGAAGUGUGGGACUUGGUACAAGUUCACGCUCACCGCCCAGAACGGCGUGGGCCCUGGGCGCAUCAGCGAGAUCAUAGAGGCGAAGACGCUGGGGAAAGAGCCCCAGUUCUCCAGGGAGCAGGAGCUGUUCGCCAGCAUCAACACCACCCGCGUGCGGCUCAACCUCAUCGGCUGGAACGACGGCGGCUGCCCCAUCACCUCCUUCACGCUGGAGUACAGGCCCUUCGGGACCACGGUCUGGACCACGGCUCAGCGGACCUCGCUCUCCAAGUCCUACAUCCUGUACGACCUGCAGGAAGCCACGUGGUACGAGCUGCAGAUGCGCGUGUGCAACAGCGCCGGCUGCGCCGAGAAGCAGGCCAACUUCGCCACGCUCAACUACGACGGCAGUACGAUUCCUCCACUCAUUAAGUCAGUUGUCCAGAGUGAAGAAGGGCUGACGACCAACGAGGGGCUCAAGAUGCUGGUGACCAUCUCCUGCAUCUUGGUGGGAGUCUUGCUGCUGUUCGUGCUCCUGCUGGUCCUGCGGAGGCGGCGGAGGGAGCAGAGGCUGAAGAGGCUCAGAGAUGCAAAGAGCUUAGCUGAAAUGCUCAUGAGUAAGAAUACCCGGACUUCGGACACCCUGAGCAAGCAACAGCAGACCCUGAGAAUGCACAUUGACAUACCCAGAGCUCAGCUUCUGAUCGAAGAGAGAGACACGAUGGAGACCAUCGAUGACCGCUCCACUGUCCUGUUGACCGACGCUGACUUCGGAGAGGCAGCCAAGCAGAAGUCCCUGACGGUCACCCACACGGUCCAUUACCAGUCCGUGUCUCAGGCCACCGGGCCCUUAGUGGAUGUUUCGGACGCUCGGCCGGGAACAAAUCCCACCACCCGGAGGAACGCAAAGGCGGGGCCCACAGCAAGAAACCGCUACGCCAGCCAGUGGACCCUCAACAGACCGCACCCCACCAUUUCCACACACACGCUCACCACGGACUGGAGGCUGCCCACGCCCAGGGCCGCGGGGUCGGUAGACAAGGAGAGCGACAGCUACAGCGUCAGCCCCUCGCAAGACACAGAUCGAGCAAGGAGCAGCAUGGUCUCCACAGAAAGUGCCUCCUCCACUUACGAAGAACUGGCCAGGGCCUAUGAACACGCCAAGAUGGAAGAGCAACUGAGGCACGCCAAGUUCACCAUCACGGAGUGCUUCAUCUCAGACACGUCCUCCGAACAGUUGACGGCAGGGACAAACGAGUACACAGACAGUCUGACCUCCAGCACCCCUUCAGAAUCGGGGAUCUGCAGGUUCACUGCGUCCCCCCCCAAACCUCAGGAUGGAGGGCGAGUGAUGAACAUGGCAGUUCCAAAGGCACAUCGGCCAGGUGACCUCAUACAUUUGCCUCCAUACCUUAGAAUGGACUUUUUAUUGAACCGAGGCGGCCCGGGCACCAGCAGGGACCUGAGUUUAGGACAGGCGUGCCUGGAGCCCCAGAAAAGCCGGACCCUGAAGCGCCCCACGGUCCUCGAGCCCAUCCCGAUGGAAGCCUCCUCCUCCGCCUCCUCCACGAGGGAAGGGCAGGCGAGGCAGCCGCCGGGGGCCGUGGCCACAUUACCUCAGCGAGAGGGGGCAGAGCUGGGGCAGGCAGCUAAAAUGAGCAGCUCCCAGGAAUCCCUGCUCGACUCUCGGGGCCACUUGAAAGGGAACAACCCCUACGCCAAGUCGUACACCCUGGUAUAACAGACAGCAUGGCUGGACCGCGGUUUGUAAAUACAAUUUAAACAAUUCAAUCAAAGCUACCUUUUUUUUACGGAAUUCCAAUAUUUAUAAUUAAAGAAAAUUGCCAAAAUAUAUUAAAAAAAAAAAAGAGAAAAUACUGAAACCACAGACAGUGCAAAGACUCUCCUGCUUUUUUUCUGUCUGAGUGUGAGCUCCAUCUGCCUGGGCAUCUGAUUUUUUGGGAAAGAAGUCCAGUUUUAUGAUCUCCACAGGCUAUUGCAUUUUUACUGAUUUUCUACCAAGUGCAUGGGGGACUCAUUCAACCUUCUGACUGGAAGUUCCGUCACACAGGAGUCGCCAGAGAAAACGGGGAGGGGGGCAAUGAGCCGGUUUGUGAGUCGAAAAGGAACACUGAUUUGGGGGCGGGGGAGACUCCAGUCACAUUCGCACACCUUUCUUUCCCAUUAGAAACUGGGUCCUCGAUUCGAUCUUCUUUCGUUGUUAAUUAGGAUGAGUGCCGUCAGUGAAGGGGUUGGGGGGGGAAUCAAUUCGGUCUUCUUUUUUUGUUUAUUUUUUAAUUUAAUGAGACACUCUUUGCAUUUUGUCUAAGCGAAAUAAAAAAGAAAAGGUCGUCUGCCUUUA
Molecule: messenger RNA, 6369 nt
Organism: Microcebus murinus (gray mouse lemur)
Lineage: Eukaryota; Metazoa; Chordata; Mammalia; Primates; Cheirogaleidae
Source: RefSeq, a predicted model, not a curated record